GAAAAUAGCAUCUGGAAUUGGAAUUGCUAUCAGCUGUAAAUCUAUUGAAGUCUAUUUCCCCCGGGGAAUCGACAACAGUGACGCGCUGCGGUAAAGCAUGUUUGUAGUCUUUUUGAAAUCAAGCAUAGUGGUCCUUUAUGGCGAACGGAUUUUUUUUGUACUACAUAUUCCGGUAAAUUCUUAAUCGUUUUUUAUGUUGUACUGACUGACAAGACAGUUGUGCGCUGGGAACCAGGCUAGCGAAUUUUGUGCAUUAUCGUAUAUUCUUCGCAGAAUGGGAAUAUCAGAUGUAACAUUUGACACAACUGGUCCUGUGGUGGACUUGUCAGCCCAGGGUCUGCAGAAGCUGGAGCCCAGUUUCACCUGCUCUGAUGAAACGCACACGCUCAUCCUGGACCGGAACCACAUCAUGAAACUAGACCAUUUGGAGAGGAGCCAAGGCCUCCAACAGUUAUCUGUUGUUGGAAACCGCCUGGUGCGAAUGAUGGGUGUGUGUCGUCUGACCGAGCUGAGAGUUCUGAACCUGCCCAAUAACAGUAUUGGCUAUAUUGAAGGGCUGAGAGACCUGCCACACCUGGAGUGGCUCAACUUGGCAGGCAACAACAUCAAGGUCAUUGAGCAGCUCAACAACUGUGUGGCUCUCCAACACUUGGACCUGUCUGAUAACAACAUCUCCAACAUUGGUGAUGUUACCAAGCUGUUAGCCUUGAAGACCCUUCUCCUUCAUGGAAAUAGCAUUACGACGCUGCAGACCGUUCCCACUCAUUUGCCCAUCCAUCUGUCCAUCCUCUCCCUGGCAGAGAAUGAAAUUCGAGACCUCAAUGAAGUCUCCUACCUGGCACCCCUCCAUGACCUGGAACAGCUCUCCAUUAUGACUAACCCCUGCAUCAUGGUAACACCCUCGUUGCCUGGAUACGACUACCGGCCGUACAUCAUGAGCUGGUGUCUGAAUCUCAAGAUCCUGGAUGGAUAUGUGGUGUCUCAGAAAGAAGGGUUGAAGGCAGAGUGGCUGUACAGCCAGGGCAAAGGUCGAUCAUACCGGCCAGGUCAACACAUGCAGCUGGUCCAGUACUUAGCCACCGUGUGCCCUUUGACCUCCACGACAGCCCUGGAGACCGCGGAGGAUGCCAAGCUGGAGAAGAUCCUCAGCAAGCAGAGGUUCCACCAGAGGCAGCUCCUGCAGCAGACCCAGGGGGCUUUCCCAGCCCUCCCCGCCCCACCCAACUGGAUGUGGAGACUCAAAGCCCCCGCCAUACAGACAGAGCUAGCAACGGUGCAGGUGAACACCUGGCUAGGCUGCGACCCCUCCCAGGUGACCUCUCCUCCUCUCCGUAGCCUCAGGGGUGUGGAGGAGCGCCUCUACCUGGAGGACGUCCAGAGCCAGACAGAUGAGGACAAACUCAACGGCAGCCUGCUCUCCUCCGAGUCCACCUUCCUCCUAGUCACCUCUGAACCCCCCCGCUCUGACAGCGAGGAUGAGAUGGAGACGUUUGAGCACGACUCGCUGGUACCCGAACACCCCAUUCAUCCCAAAAAGACCCUUGCUGAAAAGACCCUACAGGCACCCUUGGGGAAAGGGAGUGAGAGCCAGAAGGAGAGAGAAAGGGUGUCAGGUGACGGCCACCUCACCUGUACCUUAACCUCAACUGCCGGUCUACCUAUGAUGGGAGACGACCAAUCACAGACCAAUGACAGCGCUCCGCUCCAGGGAGCAUACUCAAACUGCAAUGCUGUAGAGGUGAGGGCAGGAUAUAAGCAGGAAGAUAAAGCAUUGGUGAGAUGUGAUAGGCUGGGUCGCUGUGAGGCAGACAGGGCCGCCGUCAGGAUCCAGGCAUGGUGGAGGGGAAUGUGGACUCGGCGCUGCCACCCGCUGGCCAAAGAGGUGCGGUGUGAGAUCCGCCUGCGCAGGAUGCAGGAGCACAUAGUCUUCAUUUCUGGAGAGUUUGAGAGAGUGAGGCAGCAGCAUGAAGAGGAGAGGUUGAAGAGACUGGUACAGGAGGAGGCUGUGAGGUUUCUAUGGAGGCAGCUUCAGUCCAUGCAGCAGUGGCAGUGUUCUGUAGAGGGGCAGCUGGCCAGCGUGACUCAGGCCGGGUCAUCUCUUGCUCCAGCCCUGACCUCCGGGCUCUGUGACCUCCCAGCUCUUCGACUCCCCCUACCUCUGGACUCCAGCACUGCAAACCCAGCCUGUACAGUCCUCUCCUUCCCAGACUCGGGGUUCCAGUCAACAGAUGAACUGCAGGUGGGGCAGGAAGACACUUUCCUGAGCUGUGGGACGGGCGACUCUCUGGAGACUGUGUGGCCGCUGGUCGUGGGGGGGUUCCUGGCUACUCGUGGUGGGGGGAACAGUCAGGACUGCAGUCUGCUGGAGCAGUACCUGUCCUCUGUGCAACAGAGAGAGGAGGAGGCAGAGGGGGGUGCCAGCGACAGAACAGGCACACCACAGCCGCCCUCAUCUGCCGAAACAGCACAGCCUGACUCCCCCACUCAGAACACAGGAGACACACUGGAAAGUCCAAUUUGAAGUGCCUGUCCUGCUCCUAGUCUUCUGGGAUUGGCUUAGAGACUGCCCAUAAACUCAGUCCAUCUGUGCUGAUGAAUGUUAUUGAUGGCUCUAACAGCGCCUCAUAGACCUUACUGACUAACAUCCAUAUAGCGAGUGGCAUAUGGACUCACGAAUGUGUAUACAUUCAUAUAGCCUGGAUGACUUUUCUCAUUUUGACUUUAAAUCUCUUGGACUGCUGCUAGCCUGGAGACCUGACUGUUCCUGCAUUCAGUAAUGCUUUGUUGGUUGCCAUGAUUUGUCAGUCCAAGGACAAUUAGGCUAAUGCUUGACUUGCAUUCGGGAGACGUGGGAACGAUAGUCCCAGCUUCCGACACCUCUGAGUUUUUCCGUACACGGCAGACAUGCAAUUUAGACCGGUGCUAAAAAUGUUAAUCCCUGACAUGCCCCAACAUUAAGUGAUAGCACGUCCGGUGACAAGAUUCUCCAGGACAAUCGGAUAGAAAGACAUCCCACGGUACUCAGUAACCCUUUCUUUGACCUCACUGAAGCUAUACAUAACCUUAAUUAACCUAAGCCUAUUUUCUAAACCUAACCUUAAUUCAUUUCGACCCCUGUGCCUAAGUCUUUGUUCUGCUGGUUGAAUCUACACUUCCUUUAAGUGUAAGUAUUAAGUCCAUCUACCCUCCAACUUUGGUCAUCUGCAACUUCCCUGUCUGUCAUGCUCAUGCAGUGGUGGAAAAAUUACCCAGUUGUCAUACUUGAGUAAAAGUAAAGAUACCUUUUUAUAGAAAAUGACUGGAGUGAAAGUCGCUGAGUAAAAUUCUACUUGAGUAAAAGUCUAGAAGUAUUUGGUUUUAAAUAUACUUAAGUAUCAAAAGUACAAGUAUAAAUAAUUUCAAAUUCCUUACAUUAAGCAAACCAGAUCACAAUUUUAUUUUCUCUUUGCGGAUAGCCAGGGGCAUGCUCCAACACUUAGACAUCCUUUACAAACGAAGCAUGUGUUUUGGAAGUCUGCCAGAUCAGAGGCAGUAGGGAUGACCAGGGAUGUUCUCUUGAAGUGAGAAUUAGACUAUUUUCCUGUCCUGCUAAGUUUUCAAAAUAUAACGAGUACUUUUGGGUGUUCAAGGAAAAUGUAUGGAGUAAAAAGUACAUAACUUUCUUUCGGGAAUGUAGUGAAGUAAAGUUGUAAAAAGAAAAAAUAGUAAAGUAUAGAUAACCAAAAAAACUAAGUAGUACUUUCAAGUAUUUUUUUAAACUUAAGUACUUUACACCCUGUGCGAACGUUAUGUUAUCUGUAUUUAUCCCUAUUUAUUUAUCCAUCACAUAAUGGUUUUUAUGUCCUUUUCCCUCUUAUUCUCUGUUUCACAGACCACAACCCUCCUAAAGCCCAUUCCAAACCCUAAACCUUCAUUACCCAAACUCCAUCAAACCAUCCUCUCUGCCUUUUCUCUAUGAAUAAAUAUCAAAACAUUAUGCAUUCUCACCGAUAACCCACAGUGGAAAUAUAACCCAGCAGUCAGUUACGCUAUACAUGAUUUAUAGGGCUGUCAGUGUUUAUCAGUUAACUUUUAGUAAUUUAAGUGCACUUAAAGAAAAUAGUGCAUUGUUGACCUGACGCAUGAAAGAAAGUCAUGACUGGGCUGAUGGAAACAUGAAUUGCUCUUAAAAUUGUAUAAAUGCCUACAGACAACUUGUUUGCUUGACAUUUUGUGUCUGUAAAAUUAAUUAUGUGAGAAAUGGCAUCACGUGAUAUGUUUUGUGGUCCUCCCACUACAACUCGAGAAAGCUUGCAGUUUAUUAGGCUACAAAUUAAAUAAAUUAUGAACAUCA
Messenger RNA from Oncorhynchus keta (chum salmon), 4333 nucleotides. Its product is annotated as centrosomal protein of 97 kDa-like. The record is from RefSeq and is a predicted model, not a curated record. The transcript is spliced from 12 exons. Lineage: Eukaryota; Metazoa; Chordata; Actinopteri; Salmoniformes; Salmonidae. Bases 275 to 2521 code for a protein of 748 amino acids. Gene Ontology annotation, molecular function: protein binding.